This is a messenger RNA of Quercus robur (English oak), 2900 nucleotides long. RefSeq lists its product as uncharacterized. NCBI's taxonomy places the organism in Eukaryota, Viridiplantae, Streptophyta, Magnoliopsida, Fagales, Fagaceae. Gene Ontology annotation, cellular component: cytoplasm. The transcript has 5 exons. Gene Ontology annotation, molecular function: protein kinase binding. The coding region runs from base 591 to 2642 and encodes 683 amino acids. The record is from RefSeq and is a predicted model, not a curated record.
CUACCUAUUUCCUUAUUUCUAGCCAAUCAUCCAUGUCCCAAUUCUAAAACAACCAGUCAACUAACCUCAGAGAUCUCUCUCUCUCUCUCUCUCUCUUUUGUUGGGCUUUUCUUCUUUGAUCUAAACAGGUUUUUUUUUUUUAAGUGAGUUUAUACUGCUAGAGAAAGAAGAAAUUAUUUCAGUGUACGGUUCGAUUUGACAAUCUGGCGGAGUUCGGUUUCAAAAGGAGAGUUUUUGAAGAAACGUUAUUGUUUGGUGAGGCUUCUGGAGAGAAGCUGAUUCGAGUUCAACUCUGGCCGACACUCUAAACAUAUCUUCACAAUCCAGAGCAAGUAAUGAUAUUUUCUUUUCCAAUUUCGGUUUGUGUUUGGGCUGGACUUUGUCAUUAGUUUCACGCCUGCCCAUUGAUUACGGCUAACUUUUGACUCGAUAAGAAGAAGAGAUUUCCAAUGUAAUCUACGUUUAUUGAGAACCUUUCUGCCAUAGUUCAAUUAUUAUUCAUUAGAGAUGUGAGCAGCAAUUGCGUAAAGAAGAAGUAGAAGUGCAUACUCUGGUUUUCUUGAGGAUUGUGAGCAAACCCAUCUUCUAAAAUGGCAAAACUCAAUUGCUUUGCCUUGCUUGUUGGAAAGAAGAAGAAAGAUAAGGGGAAUAAGGAAUCUUUGGGAAAUGAUGAACACAAGGGCCAGAAAACCCUGCAAGUCAAGAUUGAACACCCUGUGAACUCGUCCAAGAGUGAAGAGUUAGCUUUGACGACUUUCACCGUUGAGGUACCUUAUAGCAUCCCAAACAACUCUCAGUGCAGCGUCAAGGUUAUGAGCCAUAAGAGUCCUGUUGGGGAUGAAGUAGUAGAGGUAGCUUAUGAAGGGGAAGAUGAACAUGAAGAGAACUCCCCAAUGAAGAAGAACUACUCUGACUUUGAUCUCUCUGCUCAUGAGGAUCUUUCUGGUGAUAAAGACUCAGGUUUGAGAAAUGCAAAUGCGGAUUUCUCUUAUCCAAGUGAUACUUUGGUGAAAGAACAAUUUGAUGACAAAGAUAGUGAAAAGGGUGUUGAUAUGAUUCAAACCGGACAUAUUAGUGAUCCCGGAGUUGGGAAGGCUGAGUUCUGGAGUUCCCCAAAGCUUAACCGUUCAUGCUCCAAUGUGGAAACAAGAGAUUUGCUUAGGAAGAUAGCUGAUCUUCAUUUGCCUCCUUCCAAGUCACAGUCUUUUGAACAGUUGCAGGAAUUAUCUGAAAAAGUGAGGCAGAAUAUUGAUCCUGGCAGCCCCAAGUCUGUAAUGACCCACUGCAGUGCAGACAGGGUGAUGUUGAAGAAGCAUUCUUCAAGCCAAGUUCUCCCCUCUAGAAGUAGAAGAUUGUGGUGGAAAUUGUUCCUCUGGAGCCAUAGAAACUUGCACAAUGCAUCAUGGGCCAUGAAAUCACACUCACUUCCGACUAGAGCUGUGUUGAAUCCACAAGGUGGUUAUUCUUCAGAUACACUUGAACCAAACCAAACUAUGGAAUUGGGCAAGAUGGCAUCACCUGGAUCAUUUACUGGAGAGUCCUUGAACAAAGGAGACAACAACAACAAUGGUAACAAAAGCUGGAAUGCUUUUCAGAAUGGAGCUUCUGGUUUGUGGCCCCAGAACCAAUGGGUUGCUUUCUCUUCCGAUUCAUCCCCCUUUGCAAGAGUAGAUGAGUGGGUAAAAGGUCUCGAAACGCAAUAUCCAAUUCCAGUGAUUGAUAACUAUGAAAAUGAUGAGGGCAUUACCUUCCCACCUUCUCCUGAGACUGGUAAAUCACCAGCAAGAAGUCCAACUCACUUGACCCGGCAGCAUGAUAUCAAUUUUACAGAGGAGAUUUUGCAUGCCAAUAGUGUCAUAGAGUCUCUGAAUUCCUCCUCAACAGUGGCUCACAUCUCGGGUAUUGGCUUAAAAGCUAUCCCCAUCAUUUCAAGCUUCUUAAGUCUUCGAUCUGUCAACUUGUCAAAUAACUUCAUAGUCCAAAUUACUCCAGGAUCUCUCCCAAAAGGCCUUCACACACUCAAUUUGUCAAGAAACAAAAUCAACACCAUUGAAGGACUCAGAGAACUAACCCGAUUACGGGUGCUUGAUAUCAGUUACAACCGCAUUUCUAGAAUUGGACAUGGGUUGUCCAACUGUACACUAAUAAAGGAGCUGUAUGUUGCUGGGAACAAGAUUAGUGAUGUUGAGGGACUACAUAGGCUAUUGAAGUUAACAGUCCUGGACCUGAGCUUCAACAAAAUAACAACAACAAAAGCACUGGGCCAGCUUGUAGCCAACUACCACACUCUGCAGGCUCUUAAUCUGUUAGGGAAUCCAAUCCAGAGCAAUAUCAGUGAUGACCAGCUUCGCAAAGCAGUUUGUGAUCUUCUUCCAAAGCUAGCGUACCUGAACAAACAGCCAAUUAAACCUCAGCGGGCAAGGGAGCUACUGACAGAUAGUGUUGCCAGAGCAGCACUUGGGAACAGAAGCUCUCGUAAAAAAGCGGUGAAGAGAACAAGCCAGUCCAAAUCAGUUUAUGCCUCUGGGCAUAAGAGCAGCGCAAGUGUUGUGCAGAAAAGCAAGAACAGGUCAAAAAGCCAAGCUCAUCGGCAAAUGUCCCUAAUGAAAGCACCAGCUGCAGAGGCUUCUACAUCCCAUUAGAUUGUGUCCCAUUCUCCCGAAAUCUAUUUCCAUAUUUCAGUUUUUCUUUCUUGUGUUUCUUUCUCUUGGAAGACAGUUUGCAGGCUAGGCAUCUUCUGUCUUUGGCUGUUUGAUGAGAGUUUCAUAAAAAUGCAAAUGCAAUGUAAUUGGAAUGCAGUGUUGAGGUCUUUACGUUUUGGUUUGCUCUGAUUCAUCAUGAGCAUCCAAUUUGGACAAAGUAUUAUGUUUCUCAUUAUAUUGGAUAGUUGUGAACUAGCA